CUAAAAGCCUAAAAUGCCCUCUGAAAGUAGAUUAUGUUACGAAAAUGCCCAUCCGGAAUAAACAAGGGAGUAGUGUUGGUUUGGGCGAUAACUCUCCCAAAAUCUAUAUACAGAGGCAGAGGAGGAGUGGGGUACGUAGCAAGAGGGGAUAGCGAGGAAGACAUGAUACGGGCGGUGAUAGUGAUGAACACACAGGGCAAGCCCCGCCUCACCAAAUUUUACGAUUACAUGCCUCCGGAGAAGCAGCAAGAACUCAUUCGGCGCGUCUUUGGAGUCUUAUGCAGUAGAGCUGAGAACGUCAGCAAUUUUGUGGAGGCGGAUUCGGUUUUUGGUCCGGAUACUCGUCUUGUGUACAAGCACUAUGCAACUCUCUAUUUUGUCUUUGUAUUUGAUAGUUCUGAAAAUGAGUUAGCCAUGCUUGAUUUGAUACAAGUUCUGGUGGAAACAUUGGACAAGUGCUUCAAAAAUGUAUGCGAGCUUGACAUAGUGUUCAAUUAUAGCAAGUUGCAUACUAUUUUGGAUGAGAUCAUUUUUGGCGGUCAAGUGCUAGAAACAAGUUCUGCAGAAGUUAUGAAGGCUGUUGAAGAAAUAUCAAGGCUCUCUCUCUCUCUCUGCUUUUGUCUGUUUCUGUUUGUGUGUGUUGGUGUCAAUGGAAUUUUCUGUGUUUCUGUUUCUGUCUGUAUUGGUGUAACACUGGAAUUGUGUAUCAAUACUGUUACCUUCCUGAUGCAGGUUGGAAACAGCCUCAAAUACUAUCACACUUGUCCCUAAGUCCAUUUCUGGUUGGCGAAGUUGAUAGCAUGCAUGAAUAGAAGUCAUUGGAUGCUCUAGUGACGGUGGACGUGUUUUUCAUUACCUCGGAUAAGUUGAUGGCUCAUAGAUGUGCAGUAUGGGUAGUUCCCCUCACACCUUUUUAAGUCCAAGAAAAUGGUUUAUUCGUGAGCGAUCAACAUUGGUUGCUGGGCUGUUUACCACCUGGUAUGUCUGCGCUUAUUGGGUCUGCCUAAGGAUGCAAGAUUUGAAGAGGUGAAGGCCAGGGCUAUGGCGUGCUCCACCUUUUGUAUGUAAUAAAGUCCUUGUCAGAAUGUUAGUUUGAUUUACCAAGAGAACUGUGAGCAUAUUCUCAAUCAUUUCUAGACAUCCUUUAUUCCAAGCUCAUGUAGGUUGAUUAAUUUUUGUAGAUUAUUUUUAGGAUGAACCUGCUGUUAUGGGUUCUCUAUGGUGCUUCUGUUGCAUGAAUUAUCAAGAGAAAUUUUGCCA
Molecule: messenger RNA, 1260 nt
Organism: Vitis vinifera (wine grape)
Lineage: Eukaryota; Viridiplantae; Streptophyta; Magnoliopsida; Vitales; Vitaceae
Product: AP-3 complex subunit sigma
Exons: 7
Coding region: 34-771 (245 amino acids)
Biological process (GO): intracellular protein transport; Golgi to vacuole transport
Cellular component (GO): membrane coat; intracellular membrane-bounded organelle; AP-3 adaptor complex
Source: RefSeq, a predicted model, not a curated record